Ambispora leptoticha is the source of this 171-nucleotide messenger RNA. NCBI's taxonomy places the organism in Eukaryota, Fungi, Glomeromycota, Glomeromycetes, Archaeosporales, Ambisporaceae. The record is from the annotation of a GenBank genome assembly.
AUGUUUCUUAUUAUUAACUUGUAUUACGGUAAUUCAUCUGCAAAUAUCUCUAAUGUUCUAUCACCUCCAAUAGUUCAUGUCUCUUAUUAUCAACUUGAAUCAGUAUUGCGUCCAAUUUGUGUUAAACUUGAACCCGUCGCUAUCAAAACAGGCCCUGGCAUCAAAUACUAA